Trypanosoma brucei brucei TREU927 is the source of this 1275-nucleotide messenger RNA. RefSeq lists its product as hypothetical. Gene Ontology annotation, biological process: mitochondrial respiratory chain complex IV assembly; protein insertion into mitochondrial inner membrane from matrix. Gene Ontology annotation, molecular function: membrane insertase activity. Bases 1 to 1275 code for a protein of 424 amino acids. Lineage: Eukaryota; Euglenozoa; Kinetoplastea; Trypanosomatida; Trypanosomatidae. Gene Ontology annotation, cellular component: mitochondrial inner membrane. The record is from RefSeq and is a predicted model, not a curated record. The transcript has a single exon.
AUGCGGAAAUUGGUUCGAAGCUCCACAGUGCAAAGGGCGAUGCCGGUGUUCUGCACUCCAAUCCUCACCAGCAGGUGCACUGUAUCGUCCAAUGAACGGGUAACAUACUUUGACUAUUUGGAUCGCAUAUGGAACUGCCACUGGUUCGGGGUGUCAGAUGUGGGCAUCGCACCUUCACAAGAACCUGCAUUCAUCACAAACAUGUUCGUCAGUUUCCAGGAAGGGUUGAAUUUAGGGGCCCCGGAGGCCAUCCUUCUUCUUGGUGUCCUUUGCCGUGUCGCUACAUUGGGCUUUUCGCUCUAUGGUGAGCGCGCGUCGGAGCGGAUGCGAAAAGCAAUUUGUAAGUUGAAGACCCCUCAUGAGGCGUACCAACGCGUGUACCACAGUGAAGGGGCCACAUCCCUUGAUAUCCAGUUGGCAGCAACCGCACUGAAAGGUGAGCGACGCCGUGUGUUUGCGGAGGAAAAGACGUCAAAUGCGCAGUGUCUGUCGUCAAUACUCGGUUCCCCAAUUGUAUUAUUUGGUAUGUUUCAAGCGAAGUCGCUCUGCGAGAAUCCGUACCUGGAGUUCGGUACCUCACCUUUUCUGUGGUGCACCUCGCUGACAAUGCCUGAUCCGUAUGGUAUUUUACCGCUGGCAUUCUGCGGUUUAACUUUGGCCAACUUUGAGUUAUCGAUUAGUAAAGAACUGAAGACGGGGUGGAUGUCAAACGUUGUAUGGGGUGCCCGACUUGGGUGUCUUUGUGUUCUCCCGGUUGCGUUACAGUUCCGCUCUGGAGUUUGCCUAUAUUUUCUAGGUAUGGGCUUGGUUGGAUUGCUUCAGCCAAUCCUUCUCCGUUCAAACAAAUUCCGCAGCUUCUUCAACUUCCCAACUGAAGGGAAGGCAGACACUAACAAGUUCUCCUACACUGACGAUGGUUUUUACACCCGCAUGUCCGUCCAGUUCCCCUACGUAAGUCAUCUUUUUGACAGUGUGGAGGAGGAAAACAUAUCUCGGCCGCCGCAGCCACCAGUCGCUCCAGUGUGGUUUGGGGGUGCACAAAGUGCCAUGGGAUACGGUAAAAAAAGGAUUUCUUCCCCCGCUUCAGUGGCCUCGGAGAAAAGGGUGUCAUUUGGAAAGGGGCUAAACUUUGCAGCACCGGGAUGGAAGGCGCAUCGUGCUGAAUUUAGAGAGGAGGAUCUCAUUCCGGACAACAGCUGCUUUGGUGAUAAAAGUUGUAAGAGCGGAAAGGAUGGCGCACUGAAGGAUACAGGGGGAACAAGGGUCCGCUCGUGA